Panicum virgatum (switchgrass) is the source of this 2856-nucleotide messenger RNA. Its product is annotated as cytochrome P450 709B2-like. The coding region runs from base 1000 to 2619 and encodes 539 amino acids. The transcript has 5 exons. The record is from RefSeq and is a predicted model, not a curated record. Gene Ontology annotation, molecular function: iron ion binding; monooxygenase activity; oxidoreductase activity, acting on paired donors, with incorporation or reduction of molecular oxygen. NCBI's taxonomy places the organism in Eukaryota, Viridiplantae, Streptophyta, Magnoliopsida, Poales, Poaceae.
CCUCUUUUGUAUGCUUUUCCCCUCUUCUUCUUUUUUAUCUUUUGCUUUUUUUUCUUCACGCGGCGGAGCGCGUGAUUCUACCUAGUUAUCCAGACAGGGCCUAGGUACCUCCAGCCAGAUUCUUGCUUGUGAUGCAUGUAUGGUGUAUCUUCACGUCACACGAUCUACACGCACAUAAAACCCAACUCUCUCUGUACACAAGCACCAAGCAGUGGAGAGUUCCUGCGAGAUCGAGGAACCAGCAUCGGUCACGACAAACGCAUAAAUACUAGGGUGAUAUGAUCCAGGGGCUAAAAAUUAGCCUCUUCCCUUAGCUUAGCUUUUAGCCCCUUUUAGUUCCAAAGGAUUCAAAUAGGUGGGGCUAUUUGAGGCCAAGGUGAAUUAGCCCCUUCUAAAAAAUUAGCAUUUCUAAGAGGUGCUUAUUGAGACUAUUUCUGCAUUGGCUUCACCGAAAAAUUAGUUUUCUCCUCGCUCCCCAUGCAUAGAAGAUACACUACGGGACAUAGGCUCUUUGCCGAGUGUCCCAAACACUCGGCAAAGCCCCAAUUACACUCGACAAAGGGUAAAUUUUAGUCCUCAAAUUAGUCCAUAGAUCCACACAACUCUAGAAGCUAAACUUUAGAGGGCGAAUUCAAACACUAAACUUAAGUCCUCAAAUUAGCCCAAGAGCUAAAUUAUCCAAACAGGGCCUAGGUACCUCCAGCCAGCUGAUUCUUGCUUGUGAUGCAUGUGUAUGGUGUAUCUUCACGUCACACGAUCUACGCGCACAUAAAACCCAACUCUCUCUCCACACACACACGCACCAAGCAGCAGAGAGGAGUUCCUGCGAGAGAAACCAGCAUGGGUCACGAGUCACGACGGACGCGUGGGGCGGGCGGCCAGGCCGGCCGGCGAGGAAACCUCCCAAUCUUAUCAUCAGCUGGAACAAGAACCAGGAGAGAAGAGGCACGACGCACCGUUCAUACGAGCUGAAUGAAUGAAUAGCCGCCUGGUGGCGGCAUGGGGGCCGACGCGUGGGCGCCCCUGCUCAUCCUCGGCGCUCUCCUCCUGGCGGCGGCGGCGGUGGCGCUGCUGCUGCUCGCGGCGUGGCGCCUCGUGUGGCGGCCGCGGGCCGUGGCGCGGUCGCUCGCGAGGCAGGGGCUCCGGGGCCUGCCCUACAGGUUCCUGGCCGGGUCCCUGCCGGAGGCGAAGCGGCUGGCGGUGGCUCGCCGGAGAGGGGCCCCGCCCCUCGACGCCGCCUCCCACGACAUCAUGCCCUUCCUGCUGCCGCCCUUCCACAAAUGGGUCGCGGACUAUGGGAGAACGUUCGUGUACUGGAUCGGGCCAGUCCCUGCAAUCUUCUCUGUCGAUUUAGAGCUGAUCAAGGAGGUGCUGACGGACAGGACGGGCCUGUUCGCCAAGGAUUUCAUGCUCCCCAUUCUGAAGGUCCUCCUGGGCAACGGGCUCAUACUAGCCAACGGCGACGACUGGAGACGCCACAGGAAAGUUGUCCUCCCAGCUUUCAACCACGAGAGGAUCAAGAGCAUGUCGGCAGUGACGGCGGAAGCAACGGAGCAGAUGACGCGGCGCUGGCGCGACCAGAUACUGCAGAGCGGCGCUCAGCGAGCGGCGGAGAUACGAGUAGACCGCGCCAUCUCCGACCUGACAGCAGGGAUCAUCGGCCGCGUGGCUUUCGGCACGAGGGACCAGGACGCCGGCGAGGUCCUCCAGCUGCUGCACGAGAUGCAGGCGAUGGGCGCCGCGGCCAUGCUGGAUGCCCCGAUACUCUGGUAUCUGCCGACUCGGCGCAACCUGAAGGCGCGGCGCCUGGACAAGCUGGUGAGGACCAAGAUCAUGGCGAUGAUGGAGGCGCGGGUGGCCGCCAAGGACGACGCCACCUGCGACGGCGGCCGCGGCGGCGGCGGAUACGGCGACGACCUGCUCGGGCUGAUGCUGGAGGCGUGGUCGCCGGAGCGGCAAGCAGGGAGCGACGGGACGCUGACCACCGACGAGGUGAUCGACGAGUGCAAGACCUUCUUUGGCGCGGGGCAGGAGACCACCGCCACCCUCAUCGUCUGGGCGAUGUUCCUGCUCAGCACGCACCCGCACUGGCAGGAGAAGGUCCGGGAGGAGGUCCUCCGCGAAUUCUCCGGCGACGCCAGCGGCGGCGUCGUCCCCAACACCGACGUCCUCGCCAGAUUAAAACUGCUCCACAUGGUUCUGCUCGAGACGCUGAGGCUGUACCCCCCGAUCGUGUUCAUCCAACGGACGGCCACCUCCGACGCCGUGCUCGGGGGCGUCAGGGUGCCCCGGGGCACGGCGGUGUCGAUCCCCAUCGGCAUGCUGCAGCGGGACAAGGAGGUGUGGGGCGCCGACGCCGACGAGUUCAACCCCAUGAGGUUCAAGAACGGCGUCUCGAGGGCCGCCAGGGACCCCAAUGCGCUGCUGGCCUUCUCCCUCGGCCCAAGAGCCUGCACGGGGCAGAGCUUCGGCGUCGUGGAGGCGCAGAUCGUCAUGGCGAUCAUCCUCAGCAAGUUCUCCUUGUCGCUGUCCCCCAAGUAUGUUCACAAGCCGAAGUAUGUCGUCUCGUUGACUCCCAAGAAUGGGAUGCCUCUCAUCGUAAGGAACCUCGAUGGGUGAGAAGAUUGCCCACAAGUUUCUAGCUAGUGGUGUCUGGAUAAAUUGGCAUCGACGUAUCAUAGUGUUAGUUUCUUUUGUAUUGGAUAAAUGGAUAGGUUACAGUAGCUGGUGUACGUGCUUUCUUGAAGUCAAUCGAACUAGCCUAUCAAUCCGUGCACGCACGGGCUAAUCAGAAUUAAUAAAAAAGGACUUGUAGCUGGUAACUAUAAUUAUCUAUCUCACAUCCUAUUUCAUCUA